AACUUGCUGCAAUGGCCAGUAUCCUACCUGCCUUGAUUUGUGCUUCUGAGAAAUCAGCAAACAUUGCUCGAGCUUGUAAACGGGAAGAAGAACUGUUCCAGCUUCUGAUUGAAGAAAAAAAAGGACCAGAUAAAAAUAAGAAGUUUGUGCAAGAUUUCAAGACUCUGGCAGAUGUCAUCAUUCAAGAAGUGAUUAAGAAUGAUAUUGCAGAAAAGUUUCCAGAAGUUGCACCUCACAUCGCUGGAGAGGAAUCCAACAAAUUUGAAAAUGGUUUGGGUGAAACCAUUACUGUGAAAGUCUGCAAAACAGAACAAGAAACAGCAGAAUUGCUGGGUAAAGUGCUAGAUGGGAAUCUGAAAGCUGCUGGCCUUUUGGCCAAGUGUAUCCACGAAAGUGUUUGCAUUGAUGACCCAGACUUGCAGAAGCUAACAAUAGACAUUCCAAUUGACGCCAUAGGGAUAUGGGUUGAUCCUAUUGAUUCAACUAAUCAGUACAUCAAGGGACAAUUUGAAGAUAAAUUCAAAGAUGGUAUCCACACACAUGGUCUAAAAUCUGCUGCUGUACUUAUUGGUGUCUUUGAUAGAAACUCGGGGCAGCCAAUCAUGGGAGUUAUUAACAUACCAUUUCAUGAAGUGGACCCCAAUUUAAGGUGGCAGGGGAAAUAUUACUGGGGUAUUUCCUAUAAAGACAUCAAUAUCUACUCUGUACCAAAGCAGAAUCCCGCACACAACCAACUCUCAAUUGUCAUGAGCUCAAGUGAGAAGGAAAGCAUCAAGAAGGCAUUAGCUCCUCUCUGUGGUGAAAGAAUGUACUAUGCUUGUGGGGCAGGCUACAAAGGCUUGUGCACUAUCCUUGGUUUAGUAGAUGCCUAUGUUGUCACAGAAGACACAACUUUUAAGUGGGAUACUUGUGCCCCUCAUGCCAUUUUGACAUCUUUGGGAGGGGGUUUUGUGAACCUUGCCAAAACCCUCUCUCAGCCAAAAGAUGGAGACCGUGGUGGCUUCCCUGAGCUGCAGUACGCGAGGCCAGAUCAAGGGGCAAAACAAUCAGACAAAUGGGCCAACAUAGGUGGCUUUGUAGCUUACAGGUCCAGAGAGCAGUUAGAGGCAAUUAUUAAUGCACUCAGUUUAACUGCAGAAAAUACCACCUCAAGAUGAAAAUUUGCCUCUCAGUGCCUUUUUCUUUAAAAAAAAAGUCUCACUGUACUGCCCUUAUCCCAUUUGUAAAAAGUAAUUUGUAUACUAUACAAAAUUAUGAGAUUUUUCUAGUCAACCUGUUCAGAGAUGUUAUGACACACAUAUGGAGCAGGUGCAAUUUGAAUCUGGACCUCCUCGUUCAGAGAUAGGGACAGUAUCAUUACGCCACAUACCAAAUUAUUUUAAAACAUAAACAAUAAAAAAAACGUGGGCACUGUUUCCAUGACUCAUUGUCUUGAAAUCUCAGACAAGAGAAAGAAAUUAUUGUAUGGUAACUAAGGUCUAUUGCUAAUUUUUAGUUAAACUAUUUGUAUAUGAUUUUAUUUUUCAAAUCUCCAACAGACGUAUAAAAAGCUAUCGAGGAAAGUGAAAUUCUAGCUGCUGGAGGUUUUCUUAAUUCAAUUAAUUAAAAAUGCUCCCUUUGAUCUCUUACCUGUAAUUCUGUCAAAGCAGGUAUACUUGGCAAAAGAAAACAUUCAUCAGUUGCCCAUAUUACCAACAAUGAACAUUUGAUUGCAUGUGUCAUAAUUUCACAGCUAUGUAUUUUAAUUCCAGUUUUCUCCCCAUCUCUCGUGAAGACUCAAAUGGCCAUUCUUCAAAUGAUUGUUGACAAUUUAUCGACCACAAGAUCAUAGCAAAGCUUAAAUGUACAAUGCUUCAUGUUUGCGUAAGAGGAGGGAAAUGCUGAGUAGUGAUUAGAAUUUGGUGGGCAGCUAAUUCUUCCUAAAAGAUAGACAGCAAGGCCAAUCUCAUUGUGUCUAUCUUAUUUUAUGGGAUAGGGAUAUAUUAAUUCCCACUAAUCUAAUUGUUGUUGCUUCAAGUUGGUACCAGUCAUUGGUGAAAAUGAAAUAUUCAAAUGGUCUUUUCACAGAUUAGCUCUCUCAAAAUACUGAAAUGGAAUCUGAGUAAUACAACCAAACAAAUCUGGAUUAGUUGUAAAGUUGUUUGCUGUCAAAUGUUUUAUGAACGAUUUUAGCUCAUUUGUCAAAACAAAUUUAACUGUCUUACUGCUUUUUUUAAAAAGAGAAUUAAAGAUUAGAUGUACAACA
Molecule: messenger RNA, 2245 nt
Organism: Rhincodon typus (whale shark)
Lineage: Eukaryota; Metazoa; Chordata; Chondrichthyes; Orectolobiformes; Rhincodontidae
Product: inositol polyphosphate 1-phosphatase-like
Exons: 5
Coding region: 12-1157 (381 amino acids)
Biological process (GO): phosphatidylinositol phosphate biosynthetic process
Molecular function (GO): inositol-1,4-bisphosphate 1-phosphatase activity
Source: RefSeq, a predicted model, not a curated record